UACACGCAGCAUAAAAUACACAUAAUUCGGUUUACAACACAGCAUAACCAUUAAAUAAUCUGUUGCGAAAAUAAAUUUUCAUUCAGCAAAUCGCCAAAACCGUUUAGUCAAUCAAGACCAACCGAACAAUUAAUAUGAAUUUUGCAUUAACACCGACAUUGAAUUUAAAAUUAAAAACGAAAUUUUCAUUGUAAAAUUUAACUGAAAUGAGUCAGAUUUGUGUAGUAUGUGGUGUAUCGGCCGCUCUGAAAUGUGGUGGUUGUAAAAUGGUCGUUUACUGUGGCAAAGAACAUCAGAAAUCUGAUUGGAAAAGUGGUCAUAAAAAUCGGUGCAAGUGCUUUGAGAUCGCCACCAAUAACCAAAUCGGUCGUCACUGUAUCGCUGCUCGUGACAUAAAACAAAAUGAGAUAAUUCUUCGAGAGCAGCCGCUUGUGCUCGGUCCCAAACUGGCCAGUCCUGCCAUAUGUCUCGGCUGUAACCAAAACUUGGAGCUGAAGAGAAACGCAACGAAUUUUUACAAAUGCUCAAAAUGCAAGUGGCCGCUGUGUGGUCAAUCCUGUGAAAAAUCGAAGCUACACACCGCUGAAUGCAGCCGACUGCAGACAACGAGCUUUAAAUGUCCGAUAGAUUAUGUUGCGGCGGAUCGGAAUAAAAAGGAGUCGGCCUAUUGCACGAUUGUGCCUUUACGCUGUUUGUUGCUGAAAAAGGAGAAUCCGUCCGGAUUCAAGGCUUUGAUGAACUUAGAGGACCACUUGGACGAGCGAAUGAAAACCCCCGUUUACAAUGUUCUACGGGCGAAUUUGGUUCCAUUCAUUAGGAAUGUGUUAGGACUCACGGAAUUCGACGAGAAAACUAUAAUGAAAACAGCUGCAAUUUUUGACACAAACAGCUUCGAAAUACGCCCGUUUAAGCAACAGAGCAAAAUCAGAGCCGUCUACCCACAAUCAUCAAUGUUUUCGCAUGACUGUGUUCCAAAUACCAGACAUGUGUUCACAGAGAACAAUGAAAUUUUAAUGAUUGCAACAGUGGACAUUCCGAAAGGAUCUGUAAUCAAUGUGACGUACACACAAGCGCUGAAGAACACCAUGGACCGUCGAGAACAUUUGCAGCAAGCCAAAUGUUUCGACUGCAGAUGCAUGCGGUGUUCCGAUCCGACCGAAUUGCAGACGUAUUUCGGUGCGGUGAAUUGUUCUCAAUGUAAAAUCGGAAAAGUAACGUCCACCGAUACGUUGGAUGUAUCAUCCGUUUGGCGAUGCGACCAUUGUGGUCAUGAGAUUUCUGCCAAGCAAAUCAAAUGUGGGAAUGCUGCGCUUCAAAAUGAAAUCGCCAAACUGAGUAGGAAUGAUCCGAGGGAAUUUGAACAGUUUUUGAUAAAAUAUGCCGAGACACUUCAUCCGCUCAACAGUCAUGUGAUGCAAAUUAAAUACGCAUUGACCCAGCUGUAUGGAAAUGUUCCUGGGUUUACGUUGGGUGAAAUGACGGAUGCUGCCAUUCAACGUAAAAUCGAUCUCUGUGAGGAAUUGUUAAAAAUUGCUGCUGUACUUGAACCGGGAGCUGGUCGAUUCCGUGGUUUACUGUUACUCGAUCUACAAGAGUGUUUGACGGUACAAGCCCAGCGAAGAUUCAAUGAGAAUUCACUGACGAAGGAAGGUGUAGAAGAACGGCUUAUGGAAUCGAUGAAUUAUCUCCAGGAAGCUGUAUCAAUACUGAAAAUAGAACCAGGAAUGGAAAAGAUGCUGGAAGAACGAGUUAAAACGUUAGCGAUUGAAUUAGAAUGAAAAACAUUUGUAGCUGCAAAAUGACUGAACUUUUGAAUAAUCCCACUGCUCACAUGGUGGUUCCUAGAU
This is a messenger RNA of Bradysia coprophila, 1847 nucleotides long. RefSeq names its product SET and MYND domain containing, arthropod-specific, member 2 (gene SmydA-2). Lineage: Eukaryota; Metazoa; Arthropoda; Insecta; Diptera; Sciaridae. Gene Ontology annotation, molecular function: protein binding. The record is from RefSeq and is a predicted model, not a curated record.